This is a messenger RNA of Drosophila kikkawai, 4240 nucleotides long. RefSeq names its product wishful thinking (gene wit). Gene Ontology annotation, cellular component: plasma membrane; signaling receptor complex. Gene Ontology annotation, molecular function: ATP binding; transforming growth factor beta receptor activity. Gene Ontology annotation, biological process: BMP signaling pathway; protein phosphorylation; cellular response to growth factor stimulus. The record is from RefSeq and is a predicted model, not a curated record. Lineage: Eukaryota; Metazoa; Arthropoda; Insecta; Diptera; Drosophilidae.
GGUGGCGCAGCACAAACGGCGAACGGGGCGUAUGAGUAGUGGCGCGCCUAUCAAGCAAACUUGUUUAAAGUGCCAUAAAAAAGCCACACAAAAAAUCAGCAAAAAAAGCAGAAAGCAGACGCUACUGGCGCCGGGUCACAAUAAUAAUUUUCGCGACGAGUGUGCAACUUUUUUUCGUAAGCUAAAAAAGUUAAUAUCAUAUAAAAACCAACAGCAAAUCGCGGAACAAGUGCAGUGUCGAAAAAUAAUGCCCUGAAUUCAGUGUCAGUUUCAGGUUCCGCAAAAUGCCGUAAAAUUGGAUAGCAUUUGUUGGCCAGUCAAAAUCACCUGAAAAAAUAUCAACCAAAGGGUAGCUUCUCAAAUAACUUAUCAGACAUGAAUUGGGUUAUCUACAGUUCUUGGUCGUGGCUGCUGCUGGCCGUGAUCUCCCUGGGCAGAGCCUCACCUGUGCCCAGUCGCCAGUAUAGCUGCAUGAGCUACCAGGAGAACGACAACUCGUUCCACGACGAUGACACCGACCAGGAUGUUAGCAACGAACUGCAAGAGCAGCAAAUAGAAUCCACUGUACUGCCCGACGAGCCACACCAGCGGACCUGCUCCGAUGGUUAUACCUUCUGCUUUACUCUAUGGAAUCAGACGGCCAAUGAGACAAGGGUUGUCAAGCAGGGUUGCUGGAAAGACAACACAGAUCGUCCUUCGAUCUGCAGCCAUUCGGAGUGCACCAGCUCGGCGCCCACCUCGAAGACCAACUCCCUGUACUACUGCUGCUGCUCUGGAGAUGUGUGCAAUAACCACUAUGCCGUGGUGGAGCCAGCACCUCUGGAACUGGGCUCCAACGAUGCCAGAUCUUCAAUCACAAACCGAGCCACGGCAAAGCAGCAACAAUCCUUCAUGGCCAGCACAAUGUUGGGCUUUGCUGGUGGGGUAACUGCCCUCAUGAUUGGCAUCUUCUUUGCCGUUCAGUAUUGCCGCGGUCCCAAAGAAAAAUCCGAGCCGGAGGAGUCACCACUGGCACCAUCGGGUCCCGGUUACAGUUCCAAUCUGCGGAACGUGGACAAUAUGAAUCUGAUUGGGAUGCUGGGCAGCGGCAAGUAUGGAACUGUGAUGAAGGGUCUGCUGCACGACCAGGAAGUGGCCGUUAAAAUCUAUCCCGAAGAGCAUCACCAGUACUAUGUGAACGAGAGGAAUAUAUAUGCCCUGCCCUUGAUGGAUUGUCCAGCGCUGCUAAGCUAUUUUGGCUACGAUGAACGUUGCACAAUGGAUGGCCGCAUGGAGUACCAGCUGGUGCUCUCCCUGGCUCCCCUGGGAUGCCUUCAGGACUGGCUGAUAGCCAACACCAUGACCUUCAGCCAGUGCUGCGGCAUGCUGCGGUCCAUCACCCGGGGCAUAUCCCAUCUGCACACGGAACUCCGGUUGGGGGAUCAGCACAAGCCGUGUGUGGCCCAUCGGGACAUCAACACCCGAAACGUGCUCGUCCAGGCUGAUCUAAGCUGUUGCAUUGCGGACUUUGGAUUUGCCUUGAAGGUUUUCGGAUCCAAGUACGAGUACAAGGGAGAGGUGGCCAUGGCGGAGACAAAGAGCAUCAACGAAGUGGGCACCCUGCGCUACAUGGCUCCGGAAUUGCUGGAGGGAGCGGUGAAUCUACGAGACUGCGAGACCUCCUUGAAGCAGAUGGAUGUUUAUGCUUUGGGAUUGGUUCUCUGGGAAGUGGCCACACGCUGCUCGGACUUCUAUGCCCCUGGCCAGGCUACGCCACCGUACAAGGCUCCAUAUGAGCAGGAGGUGGGCUCCCAUCCCAGCUUCGAUCAGAUGCAGGCUCUGGUGGUGCGGCACAAGGCGCGUCCGCUCUUCCCCGCCGGCUGGGGUGGCGGAGCAGCGGCCAAGGUGGUAAGGGACACCUGUGAGGAUUGCUGGGACCAUGACGCGGACGCCAGGCUGACUUCGUUGUGUGCCGAAGAGCGCAUGCAGGAGAUGUCUGGGCUAAGGCCACGAGCCCAGGCACAGCCGGCCAGUCCCCUUCUGAAUACCAACAAUCUGGUGGCUACACCAAACUCGGAGCAGGGCAUCAAUGCCAUAGCCGUGGCAAUCACAACGACCACUACAUCAGCAGCAGUGCAUCACCAGAUGAGCUCCGACACUGUUGGCCUCAUCCAGCCGCCACCCAACCAACAGCUGCCAGCAGCUGCUCUGGAACGGGAGAAGAAUCACCUGAGCUAUCCCCAGCUGCAGCUGCAGCCGUAUCAGGGCAGGAAUCCCUGCCAGGAGCGUAACCUAGCACCGCUGCCCUUGCGCACUCCCCCGGUCCUGGUGGAACGGAGCAAGAAGCACAGUUUCCAGACACAGCCGCAGGAGAACUCACUGUCCUGCCUGGAGCACGACGUGAGUGUGGAGGAGCUGAUAGCCAAUCAUCACAAUCACCAGCAACAGCAGCAGCAACACCAGCAGAAGAACACCAUAGUCAGCAUUGCCGGGACCAAUACAAAUCCCAGCCUGGGUCAGGGAUUUCCCAAGCAACAGAACACGGACCACAAGCUCAGGGGAUGGCAUGGGGUUAGGGCUCUGAUCCACAAGAAGCUCUUCCGCAAGGAACACGCCGAGGAGCUGUGCCGGCAACUGCAGCUGGGCGAGGAGAAAUCCAAUCUGGUGACGGCACUGCGUCGACCCAAUAACUUAGACUUGAGUCCCCGGCUGGACAAGCCUACGCCGAUUCAGCUGCGGAGUGCGGAGCAGCGCAGUGGGACACCAGCACACAUAGUGCCCAGAUCCCUGUCGAGCAGCCUGAUCAAGCACAUGAAUGGGAGCAGCAGCAGCACCAACAACAACUCCAUCCUCAGUCAUGGAAGCGAGCUGCAGACCCUCACCCGACCCGCUACAAAGCGAAGGCCUGGCCACCUGCGCACCAACUCCCUGAUGGCCACCACCACCACGGGUCACCAGGGUCCGCCCACGGAGCAGCAGAUGCGACGCCAGCAUAGCCUGGAGGUUUUCCGUGAGGUGUUUAGCGGACGGGGGAGUAGCGAGCGACUGAGGGAUCCCAGCGAAAGGGUCAAAACACCAGGAGAUGUCCCACCUUCUGUGAGGAAGGCCAGGGCCAGCAAGACCCUCAGCCUGUACGAUGAUCGUAUGAUGGACUCAUCGCUGCUCAACAUUCUCUAGCAUGAGGAGGUCCUGCUGCUGGAACUAUAAGCUAGGCAGCAGGACACGGAACUGGACUCAUAUCUCAUCCUUCAUCGAACACAUAUUCAACGAUAGCCAUAAAGUAGAAGACUCGAAUCGCUUCCUGAAACAGUCUUCUCACAUAAAGUAAAGGACAGAAAGGGGCACUGUUUGGGGUUUUCAGAUUCUUUCGAUUUCAGAGGAACAUCAAUAUAGUGAAAGGCUUCCAAGAGAUUUCAGAACCUUUUCUUAAUCUAAAAGAACAUUCAAAUCGAAAGAACUCAGUUUAUAUGGAAACCCCAAAUAUAUCCCUCAUGAAAUCAUUUAUUUUUCGAACAUAACAUAGCGGGAAGUAAAGUUCACAGAUAGUACGUGUAUAUCUAGAUGUAUUUUUUCACCAAUCAUCCUAGCGUGUAGUGCGGCAAACAACCAAAGUCCUUAUAGGUUAGAUCAGACUAGAAUCGUACGGAGUAUCAGUAUAUAGAGCAGGCAAGCUGCCCCACAACCAUAUAUAUAUAUUUUUGACUUGAACUUGAACUGGGACAAGAGCGAAACAGGUAGUAGACUAUAUAGUUUAUAUAUAUGUGUAUGUAUGUAAGCGGUUUUCACUCGAGUUGAGCUUAAGGACAACAAAGGGAGGAGAGUGAGGAGCUAGGGGCUAGGUCGGACCACUUUUAUAGAGCCAUAUAUGCUAACGAUUCCCAUAUAUCUAUAAUUAAACAUUGUACUGGAAUAUUUAGUCACCACAACACAUACAACACAUACGAGCAAUCGUCGGGAUUGUCGUAAAGAGCACAAAAUACUCGAAUUUGAAGUAUUUGGUUAAUAAUUUCUAAACCCAACUUCUUAUGAGCAAAAGACAGCCCCGAAACUCAUGGCAAAACAAUCCAUUUAUUCGAGUAUUUGGCAGCCCAAAUCUUUUGGAUGAAUUUUCAAUGAAUGCCUUUUUGUCGUUCUCUUUAGUACUUAGACCAAAACACCCGCAGCCUUUCAAUCACAUUAAAUGCAAGUCUAGUUAUAUAUAAUUUACACUAAUUAUAAACUAAUUUAAUACAAUUAAUAAACGAAUUAUUUAAAAAUUGUA